Messenger RNA from Nannospalax galili (Upper Galilee mountains blind mole rat), 3017 nucleotides. RefSeq names its product zinc finger protein 384 (gene Znf384). The coding region runs from base 290 to 2149 and encodes 619 amino acids. Gene Ontology annotation, molecular function: DNA-binding transcription factor activity; RNA polymerase II cis-regulatory region sequence-specific DNA binding. Gene Ontology annotation, cellular component: nucleus. Gene Ontology annotation, biological process: regulation of transcription by RNA polymerase II. The record is from RefSeq and is a predicted model, not a curated record. The transcript is spliced from 12 exons. NCBI's taxonomy places the organism in Eukaryota, Metazoa, Chordata, Mammalia, Rodentia, Spalacidae.
CCGCCUCGCGCCCCCGCCCUGCGGGUGUCUCGCACGCAGCCCGUGCGAAUGCCGGGGUCUGUCUAGCGCCUGCAGCGCGUGCCCGCGCCCCGCCUUGCGCUGCCCCCCCAGCCCGCGCUGCCCCGGGCCCUCCUUUCCCGCUCCGCUCCCUCCUUUCCCUGCGGACGCCGCCCCUCCCGCGCUGGCUCCGGCGCGGGCUCGGGUGCAGCCGCAGCCGCCGCUGGAAAGUUCAGAAGCCCUGGAAAGGAGAAGGAAUAAGACGGCAGGAGGAAGAGAGAGAGAGGGUAGAAUGGAAGAAUCUCACUUCAAUUCUAACCCAUACUUCUGGCCUUCUAUACCCACAGUCUCAGGGCAGAUUGAAAACACAAUGUUCAUCAACAAGAUGAAGGAUCAGCUGUUGCCAGAGAAGGGCUGUGGACUGGCACCACCUCACUACCCCACUUUACUGACCGUGCCUGCCUCAGUGUCCCUGCCCUCUGGUAUCAGCAUGGACACAGAGUCCAAGUCAGAACAGCUGACCCCACACAGCCAGGCAUCUGUUACCCAGAAUAUCACAGUAGUCCCUGUGCCAUCUACAGGACUGAUGACUGCAGGAGUCUCCUGUUCUCAGAGGUGGAGAAGAGAAGGGAGUCAAUCAAGGGGUCCUGGUUUGGUAAUCACAUCCCCCUCAGGCUCUCUUGUGACCACAGCCUCAUCAGCUCAGACCUUCCCUAUUUCGGCUCCCAUGAUUGUCUCAGCUCUCCCCCCUGGCUCACAAGCCCUACAGGUGGUCCCUGACCUCUCCAAGAAGGUAGCAUCAACCCUAACUGAGGAAGGAGGCGGAGGUGGAGGUGGUGGCGGUAGUGUGGCUCCUCCUAAGCCUCCUCGGGGCCGCAAGAAGAAGCGGAUGCUGGAAUCAGGGCUUCCCGAGAUGAGUGACCCUUACGUCCUUGCCCCUGAGGAUGACCACGACCAUCAGAAAGAUGGCAAAACUUACAGGAGCGAAGGGAACUGCGGCACAGGAAAUGGACAGAGCCUUGGGCUCAUGGAUUCAGUUCCCGGCUCCACCACGAACUUGCUGUGUGACCCUGGGUGCCGGAUGUGCUCACUGACCUUCUACUCAAAGUCGGAGAUGCAGAUCCACUCCAAAUCACACACCGAGACCAAGCCCCACAAGUGCCCGCACUGCUCCAAGACCUUUGCCAACAGCUCCUACCUGGCCCAGCACAUCCGUAUCCACUCAGGGGCCAAGCCCUACAGUUGUAACUUUUGUGAGAAAUCCUUCCGCCAGCUCUCCCAUCUUCAGCAGCACACCCGGAUUCACUCCAAGAUGCACACGGAGACCAUCAAGCCCCACAAGUGCCCGCACUGCUCCAAGACCUUCGCCAACACCUCCUACCUGGCCCAGCACCUCCGCAUCCACUCGGGGGCCAAGCCCUACAACUGUUCCUACUGCCAGAAGGCCUUCCGCCAGCUCUCCCACCUCCAGCAGCACACACGAAUCCACACUGGUGAUAGACCGUACAAAUGUGCACACCCAGGCUGUGAGAAGGCCUUCACACAACUCUCCAAUCUGCAGUCCCACAGACGGCAGCACAACAAAGAUAAACCCUUCAAGUGCCACAAUUGUCAUCGAGCAUACACAGAUGCAGCCUCACUCGAGGCUCACUUAUCUACACAUACGGUGAAGCACGCCAAGGUGUAUACCUGUACAAUCUGCAGUCGGGCAUAUACAUCGGAAACAUACCUUAUGAAACAUAUGCGCAAACACAACCCUCCUGAUCUCCAGCAACAAGUACAGGCGGCGGCAGCGGCGGCGGCAGUGGCCCAGGCCCAGGCCCAGGCCCAGGCUCAAGCCCAGGCUCAGGCUCAGGCUCAGGCUCAGGCUCAGGCUCAGGCUCAGGCCCAGGCCCAGGCUCAGGCUCAGGCUCAGGCUUCCCAGGCAUCGCAGCAGCAGCAACAGCAGCAGCAGCAGCCACCACCACAACCACCACACUUCCAAUCCCCUGGGGCAACUCCCCAGAGUGGGGGUGGUGGGGACAGCAACCCCAACCCUCCACCCCAGUGUUCCUUUGACCUGACCCCCUAUAAGACCGCGGAGCAUCAUAAGGACAUCUGCCUCACUGUCACCACCAGCACCAUCCAGGUGGAACACCUGGCCAGCUCUUAGAGAUCCGUACUGUCAUCCACUGGAAAAAGGAGAAAGAAGUUCUCAUCCCUUCUUUGUCCAACUCCUUUUGGUGGGAAAGUCCUCUUCUUCCUUGACAAGCCUUGUAUUCAUCUCCUUGGGCCUCAGUCAUGGCUUUCCUUGACAAGAUACCAUCCUUAUUCUCAACUGUUCUUCAAAAGGAAUAUCAGCCCUCCUGAUUGGCAAAGGAAUCCUGAGCUGAUAGUGUCAUCUAACAGCCCCCUUCCAAGCAAAGCUUUUAAAAUUGGGGGUUGGUGCUUAAGAGGAAGGAUCUGCUAUAACCUCACAAGAUGUUGUCCAGUGUGGGCACUUACCCUUUUCUCUCCCUCCUCAUUCUCAAAGUUGGGGCUGAUAGAAGACUAGAGGAUGGCCUUCCCAGAUACCAGAGAAGGGAGUCCUAAAUGCAACUGGCCUCCCAUUCUAUGCUUACCUGUAAAAGAACAGGUUUUGCACAUGCCCCAGACCCUGUGAGCCAUUUUCUUCCCAAAUAUAUGAUCACACUUAACUUCCUAUCUACUACUACAUAGGAGUAGUAGGAUAGGAGAUUUAGGUGGUGAUUACACCUCUUUUAUUUGUAAGGGGACCAGUGGCUAAGAUAUGGUCCCUAAGGUGCCAGAGAUUUCCCAGGUGACCAAGGGUGGCUUAUAAAUGUGGGUUAGGAUUUUUCCUUCCAGCCUCCCUCUGCCAACCAAGGCCCUACACUCUUCAGUCUCAUCACCUCAGCCCAAGGAGCUUUGGGAGCUGUAUUCUCUGUGAAACCCCAGAACAAGGGUGCUGCAGAGAAGGGAGAAUUCAGGGCCCACAAAAGGACUGGACUUAGCUCCCUAGGUGCCACGGUCAGAUGCCGGAC